AGCACCUGCUCAUGCAUGCGCACGACCCAGACUUCCUCUCUGAACUGGACGAUCUCAUUGGGCAGUUCAGCGAGGUCCGCAUCGGGCGCCACCGUGAUUGGGCCAGAGCUGGAUUGGGGCAGGAUCUCGAUGAGAGUGGGGAGAAAAGACGGCACUCUUCCUUAUUGUCAUCGCAAAAUUUCCGCUCAAACAUUUACAGAAUCAACUUGAGUGGAUACUACUCGCCUCACCCCCUGUCUUACCCCCCUCACCCCUCCUUCUCCCCGCUCCACCCCCACCCCCCCCACAGCCUGCCUUAUGGCAGCAGAAAGCCAGAGCUGAGGUUGAGGUGUGGCUGUCCCACCAAGCCCUGUAAGUCCUUAGACCAGGGUGACUGUGGCCAGGGGCGGAGGUGUGCCUUACAGGGUAUCACAGGGCACCUCCACCCCUCCUCUCUCAGUACCCCCCUGGCCUCCUCCACCACCUCUUCCACCACCCCCAUGCCUCUGGGUUUUGGCUACUACAGAGGCUAUCCUCUGACCAUGGCCCAUUACCCAAACCCCCACCCCUCCUUUCCCCUGCCUCCCCCUCAUCCCUACGCCCCCCACCUCCACCCCCCUCACCUCCUCCUCAACCCAUCCAGGUUCCACAGGAGGAGGAGCAGGCAACUGAGGGAGGCUGGGUUGGGUGGAGGUGGAGGUGAGGACGUGGGGGUUAUGGGUGAGGGAAAGAGGGCCGGGGUCCGUUCCUGUCCAGCAGGGUUCGUCCCUGGUCGGUCCUGUGUCUGUGGGGGGAGUGAACACAAGCUCAGACAUAAACAUCGUCACAGACAGCGUGAUCGUGACGGAAAGGAAGAAGAGGAUGAGAGAGUUGCCGGGUCACAGCUAAGGUCAGAGUUCACCAAAGGAUCAGGAGGAAGUAGAAAGACUGGAGGACAAGGGAGUGCUGGGUUGAUGGAGUCUCCAUGGCAACAUAGGCACAGCAAAUACCCCUCUUCUUUCUUCUCUGCUUCUGCUAAACCAGCCUCUUCAUCAUCAUCAUCAGAGAGGCUCAAACACACACCCCUCACCUGUCUAGGCUCCUCUCACCUGUCCUCUUUCGGGGAGGGCUGGGGGGUUCGGCAGAACCCCUGGCUGAGGAGAGGGGGGCUGGGGGCAGGAUUCAGACCCCUCGAUCCCACCUGGGGCACUCUGACAGAAGAGCAGAGGACAGCCGCUGUGGGGGGGUCAGAGAGAGAGGCGGGGGAGAGACACACACCCUGUCACAGCACCUUCACCCCCCCGGCACACACCAAUCUCUUCACCUCCUCUGCCACCAGUGGGAGGGGCAUGAGGAGCGGAAGAGACAAUUGGAGACCAGGGAAUCAAGACGGGUCACUGAGGAGUGAGGAGCCAUCACAGACCGAGAGGAGAGGCACAGACCCACACUAUGACCUGAGCAGGAGGCAACUGAAGUGGCUGAGAACCAGUCAACGUUUUGGGGCUAAGAGAGGGCCUGGACGACCCAGGAAGAACCCUCUAGCCUCCCCUUUGGUCUCCCCCUUCCUCUCUCCUACAAGCCAACCAAGCCCUCCAACUGAGACGGACGACCAGAACAGAGACAGAAACAGAGGAAGAGGAGGAGGAGAUUCAGUACAAGAGGUGAUUGAAGCUGUGAUUCAGAGCCAGAGGAGGAGAAGACGGAAGAGGAGGCACAUUGAGAAAGAGGAGGUCGAGCAUCCAUCCUGUCUCCAAAGUUCUGGUGAAGGUGAGCCAGUCACCCACACCCCCUCCAUAUGCACAGGCCAAUCAGAGCUAACCCAAACUCCAUCCCUAACCCCGGCCAGCCAAUCAGAUAAGGGAGCUGACCAGCUGCCUAGGAAGAGGUUUCAGAGGGCGGGGCUCUACUCAGAUGACUACAAAACUACAGAUCCCUCCUCUCAGAACCAGCUGAACAGAGAGAGACUGGAAUAUACACCAGGAGAACAAGACUACAGCCUCCUGCCUGCUCCCAUACAUGUUGGGAAGUACCUAAGAAUGAGACGUAUUGACUUUCAGUUGCCCUUUGACGUCAUGUGGCUCUUCAGGCACAACCAGCUCCACAAAGAGCCAGAUGUUCCUCAGACCAGAGAGAUCUCAUCCUACCAACCGAAAGAGAAGAGCCUGUCCAGUCACCAGACAGGGGUGUCCCUCCCUCCCUCUCCCCAGGAGGAGUGUUCCAGUCCCAGUAAGAAGCUGUUCCCCUACCUGGACAUGGAGCCUAUGAUCACCAGUGACAGGGUGUUCGUCCUGAAGCACCGCGUGUUCCUUUUGAGGAACUGGGAGAGGGUCAGAGACAGACAGAUACGCCUGAGGAGCGGGAGAGAGGGGGAACGAGAGAAAGAUGGAGGAGGAGUUUCCAGCUAUGUAGCUACUGGGGACAACAACAGCCACAUCAUGUCAGGUCGACAAAUGGCGGUGAAGAAGAAGGUUGUGUGGACUAGUGAGCCCCUUCGUGAUCCCCAGUGCCCCCAUAACCCCCUCAGAACCACGCCCCAGCUCACUGAGAACAGACCAGAGGAGAAAAAACAGGUGGAGGAGGAAGAGGAGGGCUGGAAGGAGGUCCGGAAGGAGCGACUGAACAACAUACUCCUGAAGCUGCGGCAGACACGAUUGGUGAGAGAGGACAAGGAAGGAAGGAGGGGGGAUCUCAGCUUAGUCUCUCUUCUUCUUCCAAGUAGCUCAGUUCAGCUAACUUUGCACUAGUGUUGGGGGAAAACGCUUCCCUGAAAUGAUUUGUUAUAAAGAUGAUUUUGGGCUUUGUUUCUGAGAGGAAUGAGGGUGUAGUUGUUUACUGUACCAUUGAGAAUGAUUGACAGACAGUCAGCAGACCAGUGACAGUCUGAUUUAAUAGUCAGAGAGGGCGGAAGGGAUGGAUGGAGACCAUAGAGUCUUAAGGCUGGAUUAAAUUCGUAUUGUGGAAGAUCCGCGUUGUAGCUCCAUUUAAAUGUAAAGGACAUGUUCCCGUGUUCUCACAGACUACAUUCACGGUAAACGCUGCAUGUCGGCUCAAUCUGAAAUUACCAUGACAUUAUCAUUUUUUACAAUUUUACCUCCUUUUUUGUGAUAUCCAAUUGCAAUCCAAUUACAAUCUUGUCUCAUCUCUGCAACUACCCAAUGGGCUCAGACAGGCGAAGAUCGAGUCAUGCGUCCUCCAAAGCGUGACCCAAGCUGCACUUCUUAGCACCUGCUUGCUUAACCCGGAAUGUGUCAGAGGAAACACUGGCCAACUGAUGACUGUCAGCUUGCAGGUGCCUGGCCUGCCACAAGGAGUCGCUAGAGCGCGAUGAGCCAAGUAAAGGCCCCCCCGGGCCAAACCUUCCACUAACCCGGACAACCCUGGGCCAAUUGUGCGCCGCCCUAUGGGACUCCCGGUCACAGCCGGUUGUGACACAGCCUGGGAUCGAACCCCAAGCUGUAGUGAUACCGCAACACUGCGAUGCAGUGCCAUAGACUGUUGCAUAGACCGCUGCACCACUUGGGAGGCCUACUUCCGAUACUUCCGCAAUACACAGCCCUUAGAGUUUGAUUCAAUCCCUGUUGCUGAAGUACGGCGCUACAGCGUGAUUCAAGUGUAAAGGUCAUUUCCAAUUGAGCCGACCUAUGCAGUUCUUCCGUGAAUUCAGUGUCCGCUAACGUGGGAACAUUUCAUGUUCUCUUCAGCUCUACGUAUUGAAUCGGCCUUUAAUGUAAAAGUGCCAUGUUGUAAAUAAACUGACGCCUGAGUGAGUUCAAUCUCCAAAAGCAAUACGUCCUGUAAGGAUUUCAGUACAAUAACUUUAAUAUCACUACCAGUACCAGCUAGAGACCCUUCUAUGUAUCAAACCAAGUAGUUUUUAUUGCCUUAGUGAAUAUGAUCAUUUCAAGAUCGUUAUAUUGUACCAAUGAUAAUGCAGUAACAUUGACCUAAGUAAUGUAAUGAAUCAGUUUCAUAAUUGAUAGUUAUUAUCUAAGCGUUAAAGUUAAUAGUCAAAGGCCUUCAUUUUGCUACAAAGUGUUAAACAUAACUGACCUAUGUUAAAUAUUGCUAUGAUUGUAUAUGACUUCUCUUCACCUGUAUACUUUUUCUGACUGAUGGAAUGUUCUUUUUUAUUUGGUCAGACAAUCAGGAAAAUGAAUUGAAUCUGAGAUUUGUAAUCGUUCAUUUGUACAGUUCUCUUUGGUGCAGUUUCUAGUUUGACUUUGAACACUAAGUUGAAUGUUUUAUAGUUGACCUGUGUAUUUGCCUCACUCGCUAUUGCCAAUGGGUGAUUAGGAAUAUUAUAGCAUUCAUCAAUAUAGUGAAGGGUUAUUUAUGUAGUUUGCAUGAAAUGUAACUUUGGGCUGGAUUCAAUCCAUAUCGCGGAAGAUCACAUCAAAGUGUAAAGGUUAUUUCCGAUUAAGCCGACAUUUGCAGUGUUUAUCUUGAAUUCAGUCUCCACGAACGCGGAAACAUUGCCUUUAAAUUUAAAUGGAGCUACAACGCAGAUCUCCCAUGAUACUUCUGCGAUGCGGUGAGAAUCCAGCCCUUUGUUGUACAAUUUAAAUUGCUGCUUAUAACCUGUCUUUGGAGAAAAUACCACAGAGUUCAUCUGACAGAAUGUCAUUUCAAACAUUGACCAUAUUAUCAAUAACAAUAAAAUGGUGUUUUUGUUUACAAAG
This is a messenger RNA of Oncorhynchus tshawytscha (Chinook salmon), 4637 nucleotides long. RefSeq names its product histone-lysine N-methyltransferase ASH1L. The transcript is spliced from 10 exons. The record is from RefSeq and is a predicted model, not a curated record. Lineage: Eukaryota; Metazoa; Chordata; Actinopteri; Salmoniformes; Salmonidae. Bases 12 to 2702 code for a protein of 896 amino acids.